AUUACCUCAAAUGUCUUAAGUUGAGGAAGAAGAUCAAAGACUGUUUUCCGACGACUCAAUCCAAGAAGAAGAUGAGGAUGAAAAUUAAAAAUUGGAUAAUGAUGACAUUUGGAAAGUACUUCAUAUGUUUUUUUAAACUCACGGAUUAGUGUCUUAGCAAAUUAAUUCGUAUGAAAGCUUUGUAGAAAAUAUCAUUAAGUAUGUAAGAGGCCAUGAAGGAACUUUUGUGGUAAGAGUGAAGCCUUAAUAUAAAGAGGAGGAAAGAAUGGAUGGUAUUAAAAAUACUUAUUUUUUAGCAUAAACUGAAUACCUAUAUUAAUUCUAGAUAUAAAGAUGCUUUAUGGGGAAGAAGAAUAUCCACAUUGACAAAUUCGAGGAGGAAAUAUUUCCAAUGAUUGCAAGAUUAAGAGAUUUGACCUAUUCAAGAUAGCUAAAAAUCGACUUGGAAGUUACCAUGUAGUAGAGAAAUAAACGCGAUGGUUCAAUAGAAGAAAAGAGCAAGUAAACAUUCAAAGGAUUGCCAUUCUUUAAACUCCCAAUUAUGGUUCGAAGUCGAUUUUGUUCUUUACCAAAAGAUCCUAAGGACCCUGAAUAAAUUUAAUAAAGAAUUUAAAGUGGUGAAUGCGGAUUUGAUUAAGGCGGAUACUUUAUUUUAAGAGGAUCAGAGAAGGUCAUAGUGGCUUAGGAGAGAAUAGCUAAUAAUGUUGUUUUGGUGUUUAAAAGUAAAAUAGUAAAUAAGCCGUGGGUGGCAGAAAUAAGAUCUCAGCCAGAUUUAUGGUCAAAUCCCAAUAAUUUCAAAGUUGAGCUGAGAUACAUCUAAAAUACUCCUGUUAUAAGAUGCAGCGUGAAAUAAUUUAAUUCCACAUAAGGAAUACCUUUGUUCACUCUUUUUAGAGCUUUGGGGAUUAGUAGUGAUUAGGAGAUUUUAGAAAGAAUAGUGUACAAUUUAGAAGAUGAAUAAAUGGGGCCUAUGUUAGAAAUGCUAUACGGGUCAUUAUAAGAAGGAGGUGAAUAUGAAGAUGAGGAAUUGUGCUUGAGAUGGAUAGGAAAUAAAAUAAAGAAGGCUGAAAAUCAAGAUCCAGAAACUUUAAUAUAAGAAGCAAAGAAAUUAAUAAAUAAAAAUAUUUUACCUCAUAUUGGUGUGUCAUCUGAAAGUAGAGACAGAAAAGCAUAUUUCAUUGGAUAUAUCGUACAUCGAUUAUUGAAUGCUUCCUUAGGAAAAACAGAUUAAGAUGAUAGAGAUCAUUAUGGUAAAAAGAGAUUAGAUAUGGCCGGUGCUAUGAUGAUGGGAGUUUUUAAGACUUCUUUCGAAUCUUUUAAAUAAAAUGCUAAAAAAGCCCUAGAAAAGUACAUAAAUGGAGGCAGGAGAGGCAAAGGUCAAUAAACAAGAAUAGAGAAUAUGAGACAACCAGAUGAUAUCAAAUCAUUUUUUGAUGGGGAGCAAAUAUCAAAAGAUAUAGAUAAUGCGCUAGCCACGGGUAAUUGGGGUAGAAGCAAAGAAGGAUAAGUAGUAAAAACAGGUGUUGCUUAAACCUUAAAAAGAGAAACAUCCUUAUUCGCAACUCUAAGCCAUUUAAGAAGAAUGAAUGCUCCAAUAAAUCCGCAAAUGAAAUUGAGUAAGCCGAGAUAACUUCAUAAUACUCAUUUUGGUUUUAUUUGCCCUGCUGAAACACCUGAAGGAUAAAAAAUUGGUAUUGUCAAAAACUUAUCAUUAAUGACAGCUGUUUCAAAUGAUUUAUAACAAAAAGACAAAGAAACAUUAUUGAAAUUAAUAAUGGUUUUGAAAUAAGAUGUUUUUGAUUUUCAAUUAUUGCAAGGAGAUUUUUAGGCUCAAGAUAUUCCUAAAAUGACCAAAGUAUUAGUGGAUGGUAAUUGGAUUGGAUUUACAAGAAACCCAGAAUAAUUUAUUUAAGAAUUUAAAAAUUUAAGAUCAGCAGAAGAAAGCUUUAUCCCUAUUGAAGUAUCAAUUAAUUUCGAUUAUGUAAAUAAAGAAAUCAGAAUCUAUACAGACGCUGGAAGAUGUAUGAGGCCAUUAUUUAUUGUUUAAGAUAAUAAAUUAAAAUUAAAGAAAAAUUAACUUAACUCAUUUACAGAUUGGGAAUAAUUGCUGUAAAAUAAAUGUGUUGAAUUACUGGAUGUUGAGGAAGAGGAAGGAUCUUUAAUUGCAAUGGAUCUUAACAUAAUGACAAGAGGAACUUAAAAUUUUAAGAGAUAUACACAUUGUGAAAUUCAUCCAUGUAUGAUGUUUGGAGUUUGCGCUUCUGUUAUUCCAUUUGCCAAUCAUAAUCAAGGACCUAGAAAUACUUUACAAAGUGCCAUGGGUAAACAAGCUAUGGGGUUAAAUUCAACUAAUUUUAAUAUUAGAUUUGACACUUUGGUUCAUAUUCUGCAUUAUCCUUAAAAGCCAUUAGCAUCCUCAAAGGCAGUUGAUUUCAUCACAGUAAAUGAAGUACCUAUAGGAAUUAACUGUGUAACAUCAAUAGCUUGUUUUACAGGAUAUAAUUAAGAAGAUUCUAUUAUUAUUAAUUAAUAUGCUAUAGAUAGAGGAUUCUUUAGAUCAGUCUUUUAUAGAACUUAUAAAGAAUCUGAGGACAAAGACCCUGACAAUUUCACAGAGACAAAAAUUACAAAACCACUUGGGGACAAUUACGCAGGCAAACUUUUUAUUAAGUUGGACAGUGAUGGAAUUGUGCCCCCAGGAACUAAGGUAGAUGAAGAAGAGCCAAUUAUUGGAAAAGAAUUAAUUAUUGAUAAUAUCAUGUUGAAUGCUGCUAAUGGACAAAAAAAUACAAAAGAAUGCUCAUUACUAACAAGAAGAGCAGAAAGAGGAGUAGUCGACUCAGUGUUAAUCAGUGAAAACUAAAAGGGAUAUAAGUUAGUGAAAGUAAAAGUUAGAUCAUUGAGAAUCCCUUAAAUUGGAGAUAAGUUUUGCAGUAGGCAUGGAUAAAAAGGAACAUGCGGAAUGACUUAUAGACAAGAAGAUUUACCAUUCACUCUUUUGGGUAUAUCCCCUGAUUUAACGAUUAAUCCACAUUGUAUUCCAUCAAGAAUGACUAUUGGUAUAAUUAUUUUUUUUAAUAAAAUUAGGACAUCUAAUUGAAUGUUUAUCAUCCAAAUUAGCAUCAAUCAAAGGGCAGUUUAAUGAUGCCACUCCAUUUGCAUAAAUUUCAGUUAAUGAUAUAGCAAAUAAAUUACAUGAGGUAGGAUGGUAAAAAUGGGGUAAUGAAGUAAUGACUAACCCUUAUUCUGGCAAUAUGUUUUAAAUUCCAAUAUUUGUUGGUCCAACAUACUAUUAAAGAUUGAGACAUUUAGUGGAUGACAAAAUGUACGCUCGUUCUAGAGGACCUGUUACAGGAAUUACAAGACAACCUACCCAUGGUAGAAGUCGAAAGGGAGGUUUGAGAUUUGGAGAAAUGGAAAGGGACUGCAUCAUUUCACAUGGUAUAAUAUUUAAAUAUUGCUUAGGAACUGCUAAAUUUUUAAAAGAGAGAACUUAUGAUGUAUCAGAUGCAUUCAGAGUACAUGUAUGCUCAAAAUGUGGAUUAUUUGCAGUUGCUAAUUUAGAGAAUCAAGAGUUUUAUUGUAACAUUUGUAAGAAUACAAAUCAACAAAAUUAAAUUUAUUAAGUCUUAAUGCCAUAUGCAGCAAAGACAUUAAUUUAGGAAUUAAUUUCAAUGAAUAUUGCUCCUAGACUGAAAUUUGAUUAGUCAAAAUUAAGACAUGAAAUUUGAGAUAUUAUUUGAUAAAUUUAGAGAUAUUAUCAUAUAUACA
Paramecium octaurelia is the source of this 3771-nucleotide messenger RNA. Lineage: Eukaryota; Ciliophora; Oligohymenophorea; Peniculida; Parameciidae. The record is from the annotation of a GenBank genome assembly.